AUGGCGAGUGCUUUUCUAUCCUCUGAAUUCGAUCCAGCAUUGUAUCUUCACUCCGAAGUAUCAAAUACCUUACUACAAUCCGAGCCGGAACUCACCUCAUUCUCCGACGAUAUAGAGGCAUUGCAGCAACGACGCUUGGAAAUUGCAGAAGAAAACCGUCGCAACGGAGUCGUGAUACAAAGUCGAUCUUGGAAAUUGUCAGACGUCUUUCGAAGUGAUGACGAUAGUCAACCAUUAACUCCGACUAAGUCAUCGAACCUCCCCAGUUUCAGUCAAGGCAUUAUUAUUGAGAAUUAUCUUCCGUCAACACCUCCCACGGAAAUGGCGCCCUACAUCUCCACACAGUCCACGAUCACUGCUAGUCCACCAUCGACAGAUUCACGAAAGAGAAAACUAGAUACACCAUUGUCGAUAGAGGAUGCAAAACGACCUAGGAUAUCUAAUGGUCCAGAUGUUGAAGAUAAUGCAAGUACAAGCAUUCCAAACACCCGAACACUGGGUGAAAACGAUGAUAAGGGCCCGCGAACAUUUGGCGGUUUUAUUGAUGAAGACGACGAUGAUGAAGAUGCGUUGGCAGAAUUCCAAAAUGGUGGCUACAUGUCAUAUCCAACCCAAGGCACGACAACCGGAGUUGAGACGGCGGCAUUGCAGCUGAACGCAUACAGUCAGAAAACACGGGGUCCAUUCACUGACGAUGACGACGAAGAUGAAGACGAAGACGCUAUGGAUACGUUGGAGGGUCUGUCUGCCAAUAACGAUGCAAACUUACUCCAAAUGAUGUCAAAACCCUCUGAGAUCGAGGCGUCACAGCCUGAGGCGACAACAGCAAAUAACGCCCCAGACUCUGUGGUGGGCACUGUCGACCCGGCUACUCCGACUACUGAGCGGAGAAGGCUUGUUACAAUUAGGACAUGCGCAGGACGAGCCCACCGAGUAUUUCCACGAAAGGCUACAAACGUGACGUCUUAUGAGAGACUUGUUGCGAGCCGCUCAAAGACCGCAGAAGGAAAAGCUCAACGAAGCUACUACGGCAUUGAAAUACAUAGGCUACUGGACGAUGCUGCCAGUGAGAUAAAAGAUGUCGCCAAAAGAAAAGAAGAACCAAUGCGUAUCGAGCGCUCCAUUGAAGCACCAAUUUAUGAAACAGCUGGAAAGAAGAAAUCCAACCCGAUGUGGACUGAAAAGUACCGUGCACGAAGAUUUGCAGAACUCAUUGGAGACGAGCGGACUCACAGGUCUGUCCUACGUUGGCUCAAAGGCUGGGACCAUAUCGUCUUUCCAGGUAUCGCAAAGUUGAAGUCUAAAAAUGGUGAAGAAGAGGGUGAAUUCGCACCUCGAAAGAUUCUCAUGUUGACUGGACCACCGGGUCUUGGUAAAACUACAUUAGCUCAUGUCUGCGCACAACAAGCUGGUUAUGAAGUUUUAGAAAUCAAUGCCAGUGAUGAGCGAAACAGGGAUAUUGUCAAGGGUCGUAUUCGCGACGCAGUCGGGACAGAAAAUGUGAAAAGCAUCAGUGCUGGAACCGAUUCAACCAAGAGUAGUAGAUCAGGCCGUCCUGUAUGCGUUGUCGUUGAUGAGGUCGAUGGUGUUGUCGGUGGAGCGGGUUCAGGUGGUGAGGGCGGUUUCAUCAAAGCCCUCAUCGAUCUAGUCAUGACGGACCAAAAGAACGCUGCCGCUCGUCCUAACCAAAACUCAUUCAGUGGAAAGAAGAGGAAAGGCGACAAUUUCCGCCUACUGCGGCCUAUUAUUUUGAUUUGCAACGAUGCAUAUCAUUCUAGCUUACGUCCCCUUCGCACUGCAAAUGUCGCCGAGGUGAUUCAUGUCCGACAUGUGCCGAUGGAGAAUGCAAUCCAGCGCCUAAAACUGAUAUUGACGAAAGAGAAUAUCCAAUUUGAUGCAGAUGGAGUUCGGAGACUUUGUGAAGCAUCGUGGGGAAUGAGUGCCAAGAAGGACCGUACUGAGAAGAAUCGAGGUGUUAGCGAGGGUGAUAUACGAAGUAUUUUGGUUUCAGCAGAGUGGGUAGCACGAAAGCUCCGGGCUGAAUCAGCGGCCACGCCUCGAUUGACAAAGAGCUGGCUAGAGGAGAAUAUUCUCAAUGACCCUGAAUCUGGUUCUCGAGGUCUAGGAAGAGGUGGUGUCCGUGAGAUUACCGAUCGUGUCUUUAUUGAAGGGGCAGGGUUUCCCGCCGCACCUGUUGGUGCGAAUGCAUUCAGUGACCCGUUUGACCAAGAACGAACCAAGACUCCCGUUGGUGUGGCAGAACUGCGGAGGCGACAUGCAUCUUCAAAACUGCGUGAGAUGAUUGAUGCGAGCGGCGAAUAUGAUCGAUGCGCCACGGACUGCUUCAUUGAGUAUCCCACUCGUACUUACCAAGACGACACAUUCCUCUCAAAGCCCAACGCUGCUUACGAUUGGCUUCAUUUCCACGAUAUGAUUUCAUCCAAAAUAUAUUCAAAUCAAGACUGGGAGCUGAAUCCAUACAUGAGCCAGUCAACACUCGCAUUUCAUCAUUUGUUCGCUGGGAAUGGCGGUUCAUCUAAUAAAAGAAAGUUUGAUGACGAUAAGAAUGAAGAAGAAGAGCAUCCAUUUUCCGGACCAAGAGCAGACUUCGCGGCGUUUGAGGCCAUGAAACAGAAUAAGUCGCUACUCGUCGGAUUUCAGUCAACUUUUUCUGCGCCUCUUUUGAGGCUGUUUCGCUCUGUUGACAGCAUCGCUAUGGACCUGGUGCCGAAUCUAAUGCGCAUGCUUUCCCCUGACGUGAGGCCUGUGAUUGUGAGAGGUAGUGAGCAGACUAGUAUUGCUAGCGUUAGGAAGGAGAGUGAGAGAGCUCUUGUCCGUGCCGCAGUAAGGGUAAUGUCCGGCUUCAAUGUGACAUUUGAGAAAAUUCGCAUUGGAAAUGAGGGUGCUCACGCAGGGUGGGCGUAUAGGAUGGAGCCACCAAUUGACACCCUUGUCGGCUUUUCAAAAACAAAAGGUACAAUACUUGAUACCGGUAGCUCGGCGCCUGUCCGCUACGCCAUUCGCCAAGUUCUCGACCAAGAAUAUCGCAAGGAAACGAUGCGGAAACAAGGCGAGGCGUUACUGGGGCUUCCGGGCCCCGGUAGCCAAUUGUCCAAAAACAAACAAUCGAAUUAUGGUGACGACAAGGAAAAUUCCAACAGUUCCCGGCCUAAGCUUAGCCCAGAUGCUGCUGGCGUCAAACGGGAUUUCUUCGGCAGAAUUAUCUGUAAUAACGAGAGUGCGCCUCCAUCCACGACGAGUAAUAAAGCGCGUCAACCCGGACAGAAACGCAACUCGAGUGGCAAUGAGCAUGACCGAAAGGUGUGGGUUACAUUUCAUGAGGGAUUUUCGAAUGCCGUGCGGAAACCUAUUACGAUAGCUGAAUUGUUGUCGGAGUUGUAA
Messenger RNA from Talaromyces marneffei, 3402 nucleotides. RefSeq lists its product as uncharacterized. NCBI's taxonomy places the organism in Eukaryota, Fungi, Ascomycota, Eurotiomycetes, Eurotiales, Trichocomaceae. The transcript has 3 exons. Bases 1 to 3402 code for a protein of 1133 amino acids. Gene Ontology annotation, molecular function: ATP binding; ATP hydrolysis activity; DNA binding. The record is from RefSeq and is a predicted model, not a curated record. Gene Ontology annotation, cellular component: nucleus.